Suillus subaureus is the source of this 1269-nucleotide messenger RNA. RefSeq lists its product as uncharacterized. NCBI's taxonomy places the organism in Eukaryota, Fungi, Basidiomycota, Agaricomycetes, Boletales, Suillaceae. The coding region runs from base 1 to 1269 and encodes 422 amino acids. The transcript has a single exon. The record is from RefSeq and is a predicted model, not a curated record.
AUGCCGACCCUGUUUGACAACACAAAGUUUUCCUCAGCUCCGGCUCUGGAAGCCCUUCCAAACGAACUACUCUUGCAGAUCAUCUCCGAAGUCGUUCUCUCUUCUACGUGGCCUGACCACAAGCUAGAGCAAGCAUCACCUAUUACUGGCACCACCAAAACGGGCUGGAAGGGACUCAAAAGCGCAUGGGAGACACCAAGCGGCAUCCACGCUGUGACUCUGACCUCCCGUCACCUCCAUGACCUCGCGAACAUUGUGCUGUAUCGCACUGUAGUUCUUGAUAGAGAGAAGGAUGUCUUGCUGUUUCGAAGAACUGUCAAUGAUGCUCGAAAAGCGAGCAGGCCUGGAAGAACGGGAAAGGUGGCCAUCACUUCAGCCUUCCUGCGAAAUGUUGUGAAGCGCCUUGCAAUCACACAUGCAUCGACGUACACUGAUCUCGCGGUGUUCACGCUGCGAAAACUAGGCACGAAAGUGUCCGACAGCGACACUGCCACCAUCAUUACUGCAUGCCCUGGAGCAUACAUGAUAACCGUACCUUCUCAGUGGGCACACGUCCUGCGCGACAUUGGGAAAACUGCAGAGGGUUCAGAGGAAGGGGGGGCGCCUGGAAACCUCAAUGUUACCGAGCUUCUCCUGAGUUCUUAUGUCGACUUCGCCAAAACAUGUUGCAUGAUCCCUCCAAUUGCUCAAUGGCGGCCCUCGGCACCUUCCACACCCAUCCAUUCCCUCCCGGCGACACCGAGUACCACGCGUCCUUCAACCCCGAAUUCCGCUAUCCAACAUGACUCCACCAGCGCUUUGAGCGAUUUAUCGCCGGCUACUAUAUUCCACCACGUUACCCACCUUUGCAUCGCGGAACCAGCUCAAGCAUGGUAUUCACCGCUUGCACUUCUAGAGGUUUUCCCGUCAUUAACGCACAUUGCACUCCCCCGUCGCGCGCACGCAAACAUAGAGAAUGACGAACUUUUCAUUGGGGAUGUAAAAGCCAUUCUACAGGAGCCAAGGAUACGGGUGGUUAUCAUCAGUAUUUUCCCGCAGACCCUAGUUGGAGCAGAUCAGGAUGAAGCCGUCAGUCGUGAUGCAGGCGGGCCGCUAGAUAUUAAGGACAGCACCAUUUGGCUCGCUGCGGAAGAGCUGAGAAAGGGGGACGGGCGUCUGUUUGUUGUCAAUGGACACUCGGGUAGUUGGAGAAAAGAUUGGCAGGGACCAGCAGUGGUGGCGAGCCCCAGAGGCCCCGGAAAUUGGUGGAGGAAAGUUAUGAACACAUAG